AUGAAGACAGGCUCUACUAUCGUCUCCACGCCCGGCAGAGCAUCCGGCUCAGGGUCCGUCCAGGUUCUGGGGAAAGGGCCUCUUAGCCGCAGCCUGCGCAGCGUAGAGCUCAAUCUCAUCCCUCCCAUCAUGUCGUCCAUGACCCGCGCGUCCCUCCAGCUCGACCAGCCUCGUCGCGUCUUUCAGCAUGCGACGAAAGCCCUGCUUGAGGUGGGUGGUCUGGUGCACGUCGUCGGACAGGCAGUCCAUCUCGUUGACGAAGCGCACGUGGCGGAUGAGGUCCCAUUCGAAGGACUUCCCCUCGGAGGCCAGGGCCCUCUGCCCGCUGCUCAUGACGAGGAAGAGGGCGAAGCGCCUGCCUGCCCCCGCGGGCUCGUGGCUCUGGCGCAUCUCCUUGAACAUCUGCUUGCAUGA
Molecule: messenger RNA, 414 nt
Organism: Clonostachys solani
Lineage: Eukaryota; Fungi; Ascomycota; Sordariomycetes; Hypocreales; Bionectriaceae
Source: the annotation of a GenBank genome assembly